CAGAGCCGCAACCUGCACAUGACCGGAGCCACCAGCUCCUCGUCGUUCCUCACAUCAGACAAGCCCACUUUCGGCUCGUUAAGCCCCAAGCUGCCCUCCUCUGAGGCUCCAGCCUGGAAGCAUGAGACUGGCAAUGCCAUGCGCCACUUCAACACAAGUCGAAGCCUGAAGGCCGUCAACGACAGCUCCACUAUCGACUUCAUGUACAUCCCGGACUUCGACCCGGACGCGCAGACUGCACCCACCAAGAUCAAUGUACCCAUCAUCCUGUCGACUGCUACAUCUUCAGCGACACAGGCUGCCGCUGCUGAGGCUGAACAGCCGGUCAUGCAACCGACCAUCUACACUGCCGCUGCCGACAGCACGCACAUCCACGCCCCCUCUGCGAUGUCUGACGUGACCGAGGGCAACCACAUUGACUUCCAGGGCAUGGCUGCGCAGGUUGCAAGCAAGCUGCAGAAGCCUGUCGAGGAGGCCGAGGGUAUGGCGAGGCAGAUCUGGAAGGGUUUCGUCGACGAUGUCUUUGGCCCCAGGCAUGGCGGUGCCUCCAAGGCCUGA
Messenger RNA from Macroventuria anomochaeta, 558 nucleotides. RefSeq lists its product as uncharacterized. NCBI's taxonomy places the organism in Eukaryota, Fungi, Ascomycota, Dothideomycetes, Pleosporales, Didymellaceae. The annotation marks the transcript as partial. The transcript has 2 exons. The record is from RefSeq and is a predicted model, not a curated record.